Messenger RNA from Nymphaea colorata (pocket water lily), 1393 nucleotides. RefSeq names its product probable carboxylesterase 17. The record is from RefSeq and is a predicted model, not a curated record. Gene Ontology annotation, molecular function: hydrolase activity. Bases 207 to 1184 code for a protein of 325 amino acids. Lineage: Eukaryota; Viridiplantae; Streptophyta; Magnoliopsida; Nymphaeales; Nymphaeaceae. The transcript has a single exon.
UUUGACUUGCCCUCCAGACAUCCACUUCUCCUUGUCAACCUUCCAUUGUUACAAAAAUUUUCAGAACCAAACAUCUGUGAUUCCAUUUCCACUAUAAAUGCCCUUCCCAUCUCACAGCAACAGAGGCAUCAGCACCCCAAAAAAAAAAGAUUAAGUAGUGCCCUCAACCCUUUUGAGAUCAAUUACCAACCACCUGCUUCCCUUUCAUGGCUCCUAAACAAGUGGAGUUGGAGGCAAAGAAGCUCAGGGUCUACACUGAUGGCACAGUUGACAGAGCUCCCCAGCCGGUCGCCAAUGCUUCUCCGACCACCGUCGACGGCGUGGCCAGCAAAGACGUCGUCAUCAACCUGAAGAACGGCGUCACCGGGAGACUGUACAAACCACAAGUCUGUGAUACGCUGACAUCCACCAAGCUGCCUCUGCUGUUUUACUACCAUGGUGGUGGGUUCUGCACCGGCUCCUGCUCCCAAGUCCAGACCCACAAUUUCCUCCACUCCCUCUGCCUGAAAACUCGGACCCUCGUCAUCGCCGUGGACUACCGGCUGUCGCCGGAGCACCGCCUCCCGGCGCAGUACGACGACUGCAUGGACGCGCUGUACUGGGCCGCCAAGGGCGGGGAUGGCGACUGGGUGGCGAAGUACGGCAACCUGGCCGAGUGCUUCCUAUACGGGGAGAGCUCGGGCGGGACGAUCGCGCACCACGUCGGGGUCAGGGUCGCCGGCAUGAGCGCCGAGGCGAGGCCGCCACGGCUGGCCGUGAGAGGGCUGGUUCUGGUGCAGCCCUUCUUCGGCAGCGCCGAGAGGACGGCCCAUGAAGAGAGCUACGCGAGGCAAGGGAGCCAGCAGGAGCUUCUGGCCAGGUGGUACGACUUGUUUUGGAAGCUCAGCCUUCCCCAGGGCGCUGACAAGAGCAGCCCCUAUUGCAACCCCAAGGCUCACCUCUCGAGCCUACCGAGCCCAGUCAACGGCCCGCCGGUGCUCGUUACCCUGGCCGGGCUGGACCUGCUGCUGGACAGGGGCUUGUGGUACGCCGAGCUGGCACGGACCCACAUGAAGUCCAAGGUGGAGGUGAUGGUGGAGGAAGGGCAAGAUCACAAUUACCACGUGAACCAACCUACGUCUAUUCAAAAGAAUCGCCUCCUCACUAGGAUCUCUCAGUUCAUCAACUCACAAAGCUCGCGUUGAUGAUGAUGAUCUCAAAAAAUUAAAACUGCAUGAAAUAAUGAAACCGGUCUUCCGUGUCGAGUCAAUGUGCUGGAGUUGAAGAGACUGUGAGCCUACAUUUUGGUGAGAAAUAAGUGCAUUUGAAUGAAGAGAGAGAGAGAGAGAAUUUGUUUGCAUUUUCAUUCGAGUAAUCUUGGGCGUUUGCUGUCAAGUAAAUUGAGUUUGUUUGA